AUGCCGUAUUUGCCAAUAGGCACAGGAGUCAUGACCCAAGAAAAUGUUACCGUCCAGAAGGAUAUAGCAUCCGGAUCGAGGCCCCAUGAGCCUUCGCUUGAGACCCGGGUUAGGAACCGUCGAAAGUGCUACUUGGAUAUGCACCCGGAGUAUUUCUCUGCUGAUCUUGAGCUCGCCGACCCCCUACUAUACGAUCGCCUGAUCCGUCGAUUCCAGACGCCAGCGGAAAGGGAGGCCGAAGGCCGAGCGAAAGGAUUCUCUGGUGUCCUUGAGUCAGAUCUGCUACGGUCGGAAGCCAAGUUUGAUGCACUUGCGCAUCCUGACCCCCAUGCGAUGUUCAACUACACCCGCGGCCCCAGUGGCGAGAUUCUUGCCGAAGACAGGGAUGAAAUCCCGCCGAGUAAAGAGGAGGGAGAAAAGCUUUGGCGAUGGGAGAUGACAUUGCGGUUCUUGAGAGGCGAAGAUCGCGACUUUGACUACGCCAAGGUCGAUGAAAAUGACGAAUACGAUGAUUUGACCGAAGAGCAAGAUCAAUAUUUUGACGACGAAGAACCAGAAUGGGUUGUUGAUGGAGACAACGAAGAUGUCCAAUCACAUUUGCAAGGAGAGACGGGAAUACAAGACUUUUGA
This is a messenger RNA of Aspergillus wentii DTO 134E9, 630 nucleotides long. RefSeq lists its product as uncharacterized. Bases 1 to 630 code for a protein of 209 amino acids. Lineage: Eukaryota; Fungi; Ascomycota; Eurotiomycetes; Eurotiales; Aspergillaceae. The transcript has 2 exons. The record is from RefSeq and is a predicted model, not a curated record.